AUGGCUUGGUCCAGCGCGAACACCAGUAACACCAGUUUGGAGACUGUCCUCUCAGAGGACGACCCUCGGGAUGAGCGUCUAGCUCGCCUGGAGAUCGCGCUGCUCUCCAUCAUCUUCAUCGCCGCGGGGCUCCUCAACUUCGGGCUGCUGUUGGUGCUGUGGAAGCGGAGGAAGCAGCUCUCCAGGAUGCGCGUCUUCGUCCUCCACCUGUGCGUCGCCGACCUGGUGGUCACGUUCUUUCAGGUGUGCCCCCAGCUCAUGUGGGACAUCACGGACAGGUUCGUCGGUCCGGACGCGCUGUGUCGCCUGGUGAAGUACCUGCAGGUGGUCGGGAUGUUCGCCUCCACCUACAUGAUCGUGGUGAUGACCGUCGACCGCUACCAAGCCAUCUGCAACCCCAUGGUGACUUUCCAGAGGAGGAGAGCGCGCUGGAACGGCCCGGUGUGCGCCGCCUGGUGCGUCUCCUUCGUCGGCAGCCUGCCGCAGGUCUUCAUCUUCUCCCGGGUGGAGAUCGCGCCCGGCGUGUACGACUGCUGGGGUCAGUUCGUCCGGCCGUGGGGCCUGAGAGCCUACGUGACCUGGACCACUCUGGUGAUAUUCGUCCUGCCCAUUCUCAUCGUGAUCGUGUGCCAGGUGCGCAUCUGCCACACCGUGCACGCCAGCAUCCACAUGAAGACGCACCACGCCGGGCAGCCGGCGACCAAGCCGCUGUCGUCCCGGGCCAGCUGCGUGGCGGGGCUGUCGAAGGCCAGGGUGAAGACGGUGAAGAUGACCGUGGUCAUCGUGCUGGCCUACAUCAUCUGCUGGGCGCCAUUCUUCACCGUGCAGCUCUGGUCUGUCUGGGACGUCAAAGCGCCCACCCAGUCGGCCACCUUCACCAUCCUGAUGCUGCUGGCCAGCCUGAACAGCUGCGUGAACCCCUGCAUCUACAUGGUUUUCAGCGGGAAGCUCCCCGAGAGGCUCGCCGCCCUGCUGUGUGGGGACGAGCCAGAGCUGAAGGAGUCCAUGCAGGAGGAGACCACCAUGGUCAGCUCCCUGUACAUCAGUCUCAAAGGCCUGUCAGACUGCCGGUAG
This is a messenger RNA of Fundulus heteroclitus (mummichog), 1074 nucleotides long. RefSeq names its product vasopressin V2 receptor (gene avpr2b.1). Gene Ontology annotation, molecular function: vasopressin receptor activity; peptide binding. The transcript is spliced from 2 exons. Lineage: Eukaryota; Metazoa; Chordata; Actinopteri; Cyprinodontiformes; Fundulidae. Gene Ontology annotation, biological process: positive regulation of vasoconstriction; G protein-coupled receptor signaling pathway; regulation of systemic arterial blood pressure by vasopressin. Gene Ontology annotation, cellular component: membrane. The coding region runs from base 1 to 1074 and encodes 357 amino acids. The record is from RefSeq and is a predicted model, not a curated record.